Molecule: messenger RNA, 2002 nt
Organism: Funneliformis geosporum
Lineage: Eukaryota; Fungi; Glomeromycota; Glomeromycetes; Glomerales; Glomeraceae
Source: the annotation of a GenBank genome assembly
GGGGCAACGACCAAUUUCUGUCAUACCAAGAUUCAUUGAAAGAUUUCCGUACAAUGAUGCAUUUGAUAGAGUCAAAGAUGACAAAGAAGAUGCUGAUGUUACUCUCGAAGAUGUUUUAAAGGUGGACUGGAAUUGGCCAUGCUUCGAUGAAUGGUUCGAUCAAAUUGGAAAGAAAUUGCGCAAAGCAAAGAUUGAAAGCGCCCAGAAAAGCAAAAUCGUUCCUUUUAAGGUAGUUUACUUUCAGAAUGCCAAAGAUUUUUACACCACAUUUGUCGAGUUGAGUUCCUAUUCAUUGAUCAAGACCUUAAGAGGUAUUCUUAUUGACGACAAAGAAAUUCUCAAUGAUGCGCCCAGAAUUGAAUCACGCGAUUUGUAUCACGUUUUGGAAAAGUUACAUGAUUAUGCCUCUAGAUCUUUAUCUGAAACCGUAACGGAAGAUGCGCAUAACCUGGAGGUUGAAAAGGUUCAUUUGAAUCACUUGAUUCGAUUCAUUGAACAGGAAUACAAUCAGACGACCAAAACUCGUGAAAGGAUGCUCAAGCAACGUGUAGUUUCAUAUGACAUGUUAUGGGUAUUUUACACCCCAAAUUCGGACGUAUGGUAUCGAUGUGAUAUGUCUGGUCAGCAAAUCGGUGGUGUCAUUUCCUCGACACAUGAAAAACUCGAAUUUGUUAAUAAUGAAUUUAAAAAGGUGUUUAAUAUAAACAUUAAGAUUAUCGACUGUGACGGAAAUGGAUUUAAACGUUGCUUUGUAACGCGCAAGAUCGAAUGCUUCAAGGGUGAAAUUGGCUUCUCUGAUUUACCCGUCGUUCCAUUCAAGUUUUCUAAACAAAGCACAUUCCUCGAGGACACUAUUAUUGAAAAUGGGAAACGGUUUUUCGAACUUGCAUUAGGAAGCCAUUUUAUGAAUUAUGAGGGCCCGUUAUUACGAUGGCGAAGGGUAAACAAUUGCAUGAAGUUGGAGAAGAUUAGAGUCAAUGGUCGUGUCAUGAUUGAUCUACAAAGUUUUUCAAUCAUGAAUCCCGAAUAUUCAAUGGGGAAUGCUUUACCACCAAACAAAUGUGAUAUUGUAUUGUUGGGAGAAAAUGGUGUUUAUCUUAAUGAAGAUGAAAUUCAACAGAAAGCUAGUCACCUUCUCGCACCUUCGUUAGUGUACGGGUUCAGCUUUGCGUUAAAAGAAUGGGGUCAAUUCGAGGUCUUGAAAUUCUCGGAGAUUAGUUUUGACACGGAAGCUUUCAGUCAUCUGGUGAUGCCCGAUGAUAGAAAAGAAAUCCUUGAAGGGUUAGUGAGACAGUAUGUUGUACCCACACAGAUGCCCAAUGGAGACGCAAUGACCUCAUUCACGAAACCACUCGAUCCUAUUACUAACAAAGGCAAUGGUUGCAUCUUUCUAUGCUAUGGGCCACCUGGAACUGGAAAAACAUUAACAGCUGAAAGUGUGGCCGAAUUUCUCAAAAGGCCAUUAUGGAUGCUUAACGUACACGAACUUGGGAUGGAACCAGCUGAACUGGAUCAGCGAUUGGUCAAACUUCUAGAUGUAGCAUAUACGUGGAAGGCAGUCCUCCUACUUGAUGAAGCUGAUAUUUACCUUGAAAAACGUAAUGCAGCUGAUAUAAUACGUAACGCAAUGGUUGGUGUAUUCUUACGUCGUUUGGAAUACUAUCAAGGCAUUCUCUUCCUGACGACAAAUCGCGUCAUCACUUUUGACGAUGCGAUCUGCUCACGAAUUAAUAUGUUCUUCCAUUACCCUAAUUUCAAUUCGGAAGAAAGACACAAGGUUUGGACAAAUUUUAUCAGGAAUGGCAAGCUUCCCCUUUGUGCAGAUGACUUUGUUAAAUAUGAUUUGAACGGUCGUGAGAUCCGUAAUGUCCUUCAAACCGCGCAAACGCUGGCCAAGAGCCAAGGAUGUAACUUCACCGCAUAUCAUGUUGUCAAAGUAAUAAAGACUGUUCAAGGAUUCCAAAAAGAAAUGAAUGACAUCCGAAGUAAUGGUGGUGAAUAA